AUGUCUCAAGACACCACCAUCUCGCUCAAAGUCGAGUUCGGCGGCGGACUCGAGCUUCUCUUCUCAAAUAAACGCUCGCAUCAACUCACUGUGCCUGCAACUGUACCCAAAUCGACUGAGGAUAACGCAACGAAACAAGCCGACAUCACAUUCCUCAUUCGAUAUCUGCGGGAUAACCUUCUCCAGGAGCGCCAGGAGCUCUUUAUGGAGAACGAGACUGUACGGCCAGGAAUUCUUGUGCUUGUGAACGACACAGAUUGGGAGCUCGAAGGCGAGGGCGAGUAUGUGUUGAAGAACGGCGACGAAGUCGUCUUCAUCUCGACUCUGCAUGGUGGAUAG
This is a messenger RNA of Mycena indigotica, 339 nucleotides long. RefSeq names its product Ubiquitin-related modifier 1. Gene Ontology annotation, cellular component: nucleus; cytoplasm. The transcript has 2 exons. Lineage: Eukaryota; Fungi; Basidiomycota; Agaricomycetes; Agaricales; Mycenaceae. The coding region runs from base 1 to 339 and encodes 112 amino acids. The record is from RefSeq and is a predicted model, not a curated record. Gene Ontology annotation, biological process: tRNA thio-modification; protein urmylation. Gene Ontology annotation, molecular function: protein tag activity.